Messenger RNA from Acyrthosiphon pisum (pea aphid), 810 nucleotides. Its product is annotated as CG15908-like. NCBI's taxonomy places the organism in Eukaryota, Metazoa, Arthropoda, Insecta, Hemiptera, Aphididae. The record is from RefSeq and is marked predicted.
GAAGUCAGAAUUCAGAAAAUACCUACAAUAUAAAAUAUUAUAUUAGUAUGAAAUUUAAUGUAUUCUGUGGUAGGGUGUUAAUAGUUUAAUAAUUAAAAUUUUUAAUUUUUGAUAUCAACUAAUAAUAUAUUUUACUUUCAACACAGAAUAUAUGAAUACUAAUUAUUAUAAUAUAUAAUAUAUGGUUUAAAAUACUGUAUAGCUUUAUAGGAAUAUACAAAUAUGAACGAGGAAAAUACAGACACAAAACCCAAAGAUUUGGAUUUAUGGAUGAUACGUCCAUGUGAAAUGUAUAACACUGAGUAUGGUGAGUGUACUUCAAUAUCAUCAAGAUUACAUCAGAUGUUUGUUCAUGGAAGUACAGUAGAUUGCAACCAUUGGCAUGCUGACUAUACAAAUUGUUUAAAAUGGAAAAAUGACAAAAAUAUUCAAGCAGCUGAAACCUUGGUUAAUAGUGAAAAAAAAAAGAGAAACAAUCGAUGGAAAUCAUACUAUGCAAAUAAUGUAUGGGAAAAUAGAACUAGUCCACCAGAAAACUGGAAUGAACCAUUGCCAGAUUAUAUAGCAAAACGAAGACAAAAUUCAACAUUAAAGGAUACAUUUGAUGAGUGCAAUGCAGAAAUAGAUAAUAAAUCAUUUUGUUCAAUAAUGUGAAAUUUGUAUACGAAUAUUUUCUUAAGUUGGUUAAUGUUAUCAUAUUAUUUAGUAAUUAUGAGGUUUUUAUUUAGAAACCAACUGUUGAAAAUAAAAUAGUAUUCUAUCAGUUAUAUCAUAUGCGAUUCUUGAAUAAUAUACAAUACAAUUAUUGUA